Molecule: messenger RNA, 3963 nt
Organism: Megalopta genalis
Lineage: Eukaryota; Metazoa; Arthropoda; Insecta; Hymenoptera; Halictidae
Product: thyrotropin-releasing hormone-degrading ectoenzyme
Biological process (GO): peptide catabolic process; proteolysis
Cellular component (GO): cytoplasm; membrane
Molecular function (GO): zinc ion binding; peptide binding; metalloaminopeptidase activity
Source: RefSeq, a predicted model, not a curated record
GGCAUUCCGCCUGUUGAGCCAGUGUUCACGUAUUGCAUCACAGGUGGAACGACUAAUUGUGUUGUACCUGCAUCGACGAAGUACAUCAUCGCGGUCACAAAUCUAACUUGAAAUUUCGGAAGGAUCCCGCUGUAGAUUUCGGUCAUUUUCGCCAGUUCACGUGAUUCUUCGUUUUCACGUGUCAUACGCCAUACGCGAGCCUUGUUUCUUCCGUCCACUCAAACCGGAAGCUGAUCACAUGAGCCGAGGAUCUAUUUCUAGUUGGCAGGAUUAUGGACGCAGAAGUUCUGUUACGAUGCCACAAUUCAGUGGCGGUCCGGUGGAAUUUAUGACCUGCGAUGACAUUGAGUACAAAAGAGACGAUGGUUGGUUUCUAUCCUACACAAAGAUAGCUGCAAUUAUUGUGGUUUUCGUAAUUGGUAUCGUUGCUGCCGGUUUCCUCGGAUGGUACAUAAAUUCUUUACCAAAGAAAAAGCCUUACGACUCGAUCGAUUUGCUUAACGAUGAAAUCGAGGAACCGAGUAUUAUUCCAGAGACUCUAACCUCUCCUUUCAUUCGUCCGUUGAAAUAUCGUCUACAAUUAAUGCCAAUGAUUAACGUAAACAGCGUGUCGUGGCUGAGGGGUACUGUAGUUAUCGAGUUUCAAGUAAACGACAGGACUGAUUUAACUAAGCUGUCUUUAAACGCGAAGAACAUCACGGUAAAUGGCUAUAAACUGUCGUUGAUGGAGCAGCGGGACGACAAAACACGAUCAAAAAAGAGGCGACGAAGGAAAGUUACUCGUGACACUCAUUCCGAUAAGAACGACAUAGUUUUAUCAACAACGGCGACCGAAACCAUUCCGCAUGAACAAAACGAAAACCAUUCGUCUGAAAAUUUGACAUCCGUUGAAGGAUCUACAGCAUCCGUAAUAAAUGACAACGUUACUAACACAAAUCAGUCUAAUGUUAUAAACUCGUAUCCUGAUAUCUCAGUAGCAUCCCUAUCAGAUAUAGAAAUUACAGAAUAUUUAAUUGACGACAAUAAAGAAAUUCACACGAUUUCCUUGGGAAAACCAAUUCAAGAUGGAAUUUAUUUGAUGAAUAUCGAUUAUGAGGUCCAGGUCGAUGAAAGUGCGUUUUUUAUUUCAAAUUAUACUUCUGAGCAGGAACAGUGGUUGAUGGGGACCAAGUUAAAACGGUUUGGAGCCAAGUAUCUUUUGCCAGUUUUCGAUGAUUCGGAUCAAAAAGUUGUUUUCUCCGUAUCUGUGAUACAUCCGAAGCAAAUAUUUGUCCUUUCCAAUAUGCCUUUGAGAACUUCGAAGGAUACCGAGGAUUCAACAAUGGUAGUUGACGCGUUUAACGAGUCUCCACCACUCUCGCCUCACAAUUUAGCAUUUCUGAUGGGCCACAUUGAGACUAUGGGCGCGACAUUCAUAGCAGACACGAACGUAGUCGCAACAUUCUGGAGCGAUCCGAAAAGACGCUCACAAGGGAUUUACCUGUUCGACAAACUCGAGCCAGCUGUCAUGAACCUGAUCGACGUGUUCCCGAUACCUUAUACCCUGCCCAAGUUGGACCUAGUCGCCUUGCCACCAGGGAUCGACGAUAGCAUUGCUAGUCCGGGAUUAAUCGCAGUCAAGCAGUCAACAUUCUUUGUCAAUGAAAAAUCGUCAGUGGUCACGAAAACUGGCGCUUUGCAGUCUCUUGUGAACUUAUUCGGGCAACAAUUGCUCGAUGAAUUUAUGAACGUGAAUCGAACGGACGCGUGGCUUUUCAAGGGUUCACUGUUGUAUUUCCAACACUUAAUCAUUCCAAAGAUAGAUUCGUCAUUGAAUUUGAGUAAUUCCUUCAUCAUUGAUGUACAGGCGCAAGUCAUGGAUAUUGAUAGUUACAGCAUUUCAAGGCCAUUCCAUGAAAACGUCAAUUAUCGACUGCUGCAAUCACUUAACGACGAAUAUGCAAAAAGUGCAUGUCUGAUACGCACGUUGCAUGGUGCAAUAGGCGAUACAGCCUUUAGGAAUGGAUACAAGAAAUUGGUGACUAGGUGGAAAUUUAACACUACUUACCUCACCGAUUUCAUGACUGUUAUGGCGGAGGAAUUGGGACAUCCACUAUCCUCUGACAGUACCUUGGAAGAAUCGAUGAAUUCAUGGAUUUAUCAAGGCGGAUAUCCCCUCGUUACUGUCUUAAGAAAUUACGAGGAGGAUUCUAUUACUCUUUAUCAGGAACAAUACACAUUAGAUAGACCAUUAGAAAACAUUUCAAAAUAUUGGUUCAUUCCACUGUCAUAUGUUACCGAUACUGGCAAUUGGUCAACUCCAACGAGAAAAUUAUUUCAAUCAGAAGCAAAAUUAGAGUUACACAAUGUUGUUGCCAACGAAUCCUGGAUUCUCUUUAAUAUUAAUAAAACUGGUUACUAUCGAGUACAUUACGACGAAAGAAAUUGGAUGUUAUUGAAAACGUCGUUGCACGUAAAUCACGAGUUAUUCCCGCCAGAAACGAGGGCGUCACUCAUAGACGACAUUUUUAGUCUCGCUGCGAUGGGUUUGAUGAAAUACGAGACUGUCUUUGACUUUAUUAAAUAUAUGCAGAUCAAGGAGAGGCAUUACCUGCCGUGGACGGUGUUGAUGCGACAUGCAUUCAAAUUAAAUAGACUUCUAUACGAAACUACGGUCUUCACCGAUUUCCAGGAGUUUAUGGUGAAUUUUGUGUCGGCAUUGUACGCUGAAGUCGGAUCGAAAAUUGAGGAAGGCUCGCAUCUCACGAAGAUUGCUAUAAAAUUGGCGUGUGGCUUUGAUCACACGGAAUGCUUGGACUGGGUCAAAAGUACAUUCGAAAAUGCUAAGACUGAUAACGAAAUUACAGAAACUGUACCGUCGUACAUCCGCCAGACAUUUUAUUGCACCCUUGCACGUUAUGGUACAAAAAAAGAAUGGAAUUACUUUACACAAAGAGUAGCUGCAAUCGACGACGAAGCUGAGAGGAAACGUUUAUUAACGUCGUUCGCUUGUUUCCAAGCGCCCUGGAUAUUACAAUACAUUCUCAACGAGAUCGUUCACGAAGAGACAUUUCGUCAAGGUGAAAUCGUAGUAAUUUUAAAAGCGUUCCCUCUGAACCCAGCCGCGGCUCAGGCUGCAGCUCGAUUCGUACGAGCCAAUUGGCAAGAUAUUUCCGACAAAUUUUCUGGAUCCUAUGCGUUGCUAAAAUUCUUUGUAUUAUCGAUGAGUAAUGGCUUAACUACUGAACAAGACUUGGAGGACCUACAAGCAUUCAGGGAGAAUAAUUAUGAAAGCAUGAAAGGAACUAGGUACGCAGCAGCUCUCGUCGAAGCGAAUGGAAAUUUCAUAAUAUCGUGGUUGCAGAACUCAUUACCGGAAAUUGAGAAGUUGAUGAAAACAGACGAAGCCAAUAAGACUUCGACUUCAUCGGUAUAAGAACAAAACAAUUAGAGAUUUCACAUCGAAAAAUUACGCGUCUAGUUUUCUUUCCAUUUGUCGAGAAUUGUUAAAGGAAUAAGAUUAGUUUGUGAAUUGUCAUAAAAAAUUUAGCAUUCUUCACUCUUGUUUGCACAGUAAAAAUUUUUCAUGAAAUUAUUGUUUAUAAAAGUGGGAAAACUGCAUUCCUGCAUUGAUAAAACUACGUAAGAUAAUAAAAACAUACCUUUAAUCGAUAUCAACUAAUUAACUUAUUUAUAGUUGCUUAACAGUACUUAAGUUGAUAAUUAGUAUUCAGUAAUUCUAAAUACAACAAAAUAACUACGAGUAACACUUGCAUUACUGUAAUGACUAGAGAAUCUCAGAAAAUGUUCAUUUAUUAUUUAAUAAUGUUGUGUAUUUUAUUUUGUUGUACUUAUGAGGCGGCCACUGUAACGUUACAGAACAUGAAAAUACUUACUAUGCUCUUUGUCAGUCAUUACGCAAACAAACUGUCAGCUUGAAUACUCGAAAAUAUUUUUGUAAUAAAUACAUUGUUAAAAGUUCUA